Messenger RNA from Copidosoma floridanum, 735 nucleotides. It is a transcript of the gene Osi9, whose product is annotated as DUF1676 domain-containing protein Osi9. The record is from RefSeq and is a predicted model, not a curated record. NCBI's taxonomy places the organism in Eukaryota, Metazoa, Arthropoda, Insecta, Hymenoptera, Encyrtidae. Gene Ontology annotation, cellular component: membrane.
AUGCUGAGACUCGCGGUCGUUUUUGCCUUUGCGCUCGGGUGUGCGCUCGCCGCGCCGACCCAGGAACAGCAGCCCUCGCUCCUCGAGCAGGUCUACGGCGUGUACAGCUCGUGCUCGUCCGAGUCCAAUCUCGCUGUGUGCCUGAAGCUCAAGGCCGCUGACUACGUCGACAGGGCCGCCCGAUCCGCCGAGAUCGACGUCUUUGAUGGGCUGAAGAUCGUGCAGAACAACGAGGGCAAGGCCAACAGCCGCGCCGACAACGCCAGAUCGCUCAACGACAUCGAGGCAUCCCUGCCCACGGAAGUCGAAGCCAGGGAGACUGCCGUUGACGAGGUCCUCCUCGACAGAGCGGCACGAUUCCUCUCGACCCACACCAUUGAGCUGAGCAUGCCCGAGGAGGUGUCCCGUUCCUUCGACGAAGCUCGCGGUAAGAAGAAGAAGCUUGGCAAGGCCCUCCUGCCGCUCCUGUUGCUCUUGAAAUUGAAGGCCGCUGCCCUCAUCCCCAUAGCUCUCGGUGGUCUGGCCCUUUUGGCCUUCAAGGCUCUCAUCGUCGGCAAGAUUGCCCUGAUCAUAAGCGCCGUGAUCGCCCUCCAGAAGCUCUUCGCCAGCAAACAGCAGAGCUACGAGGUCGUCGCCCAUGAGGUGCCACACCACCACGACGAGCACCACGGCAGCGGAUGGGCGCGAGCGAUGGAUCUUGCUUACAGCGCCCACAAGCCGACCACCGCCCAAUAA